AUGGCCGCGGGGGUGUUGCAGAGCGAGACACAAGCGGAGCUCGAAAGGGCCACGACAAACCUAGCCUCCAGCACGAUCGUUCGAGCCGAGAAAGGCACCGUUCUACCCAAGCUGAAGAUGAGGGCGAAGAAGUAA
Fonsecaea erecta is the source of this 135-nucleotide messenger RNA. RefSeq lists its product as hypothetical. The transcript has 2 exons. Lineage: Eukaryota; Fungi; Ascomycota; Eurotiomycetes; Chaetothyriales; Herpotrichiellaceae. The record is from RefSeq and is a predicted model, not a curated record. The coding region runs from base 1 to 135 and encodes 44 amino acids.